Molecule: messenger RNA, 3837 nt
Organism: Eimeria necatrix
Lineage: Eukaryota; Apicomplexa; Conoidasida; Eucoccidiorida; Eimeriidae
Product: STE kinase, putative
Exons: 5
Coding region: 1-3837 (1278 amino acids)
Biological process (GO): protein phosphorylation
Molecular function (GO): ATP binding; protein kinase activity
Source: RefSeq, a predicted model, not a curated record
AUGGACUUCUUCAAAAGGGGGCCCCCGGGGGCCCCCAGCAGCGCCGGCGGCCGCUCCGCUUCCGCCGGCGCCUUCCGCCCGCCCCGCCCGCUGCUGCGCAGCUCCAGCUCUCCCCUGGAGGGCUUUGAGUCUCUGCAGCAGCAGGCGAGCGUUUGCUGCGCUGAUCAAGCAGCAGCAGCAGCAGCAGCAGCAGCAGCAGCGGCAGCAACGCCCCUCUUCUACUCCCUCGAGGCCUCUCCCGCCGCUAGCUGGGAAGCUCAGCCUGCUGCUGCUGCUGCUGCUGCAGCACGUUUGUCUUCGCCUCUAGACAGCUACAUUCUGCACCCGGUGGCCUCCAGCCCUGCGGAGUUCAGUUCGGAGAGGCCCCGCAGCAGCUCCCCUGCUGCUGCUGCUGCUGCUGCUGCUGCUGCUGCUGAUGAUGCAGCAACGGCGAGGGGCCAGUCAGCGCCUGAGACCUGCUGCGCCACCGAUGCUUCCAGCAGCAAACUACAAGUCGCUGCCCCCUUCAGCGACAUCCAACAGCAGCAGAAGCAGCAGCAGAAGCAGCAACAGCAGCAGCAGCAGCAGCAGCAGCAAGGUGGCCCUGUGCUUGUCCGCUGCACUUCAGGGCCCAUUAGCCACUCAAGAAGCCCCUCAACAGAGCAUUUGUCUCUUUCCCGCGAAGCAGCAGCAACUGCAGCAGACGCAGCAGCAACUGCAGCAGCUGCUGCAGCAGCAGCUGGUGCUGCAGCAGGUGCUGCUUCGGGCUACGCCCACCAAGAAGCAGCGCAGCAGCUGGGCUUUUGGGGGCCUAAACAGGACUUAUCCGCAGCUAUUCAUGCCCAUCAUUCGCUGCAGCAGCAGCAGCAGCAGCAGCAGCUGCAGCAGCAGCAGCAGCAGCAGCAAGAGGCAUCCCCUUCCUCUCUAGCCUGUCGCAUGCGGCUUGAAGCCAGCCGGCCGCCUCGGGCCUUUCAGCGGGCCGCUUGGGCCUCCUUGUCUCGCUCAGAGUCAGCUGAAGAAGGUUUUGCUGCUGCUGCUGCUGCUGCUGCUGCUGCUGGGGGCGGCAGCAGCAGCAGCAGCAGAAGCAACAGCAACUCCCCUCGCAGCGUCCGCGCGGCUCACCUGUCGCUGCCCACAAUGCCCCCCGUGCCCCCCCCAGAGGGGCCCCCCGGGGGGCCCCCCGGGGGGCCCCCCGGGGGCCCCCCAGGGGCCCCCUUGGGGCCCCGAGUGACCUCAAGAGUGGGUCUAAAGUGCCGGCAGCAGCUAAGCAGUUUGCUGCGCUCUGUGUCUUCCCCAGCUUUGGCCUUCAGUGGGCCUUCUCAGGCGGAGAAGGGCUGGCGAGGGGGGGGUGGUUCUGUGGCUUUUGCGGGCAAAGAAGCAGCAGCAGCAGCAGCAGCAGCAGCAGCAGCAGCAGCAGCAGCAGCAGGGGGGGGAGAGGGGGCAGUGGGGAGCCGCCGUGCCGCUGCGGCAGACUUCUCCGGCGCAGCCGCUGCAGCACCUGCUGCGGACGCCGCUGCAGCUGCUGCUGCUGCUGCUGCUGCUGCGGACGCUGGAGCAGCAAGCUUCAGCAGCAGCAGCAGCCGCAGCAGCAGCAGCGGGAGCUCGCUGCAGCAGGCGGGCGGUGGGCGCCGCCGGGCGUGGGGUGUACGUACAGCUGACACUUCUUCUUGGCAUUCUUUUAAUUCUUCUUCUCCAGUUUUUAACUUCAGCAGAAUUUCAAGAAACUCUUUCCACCCGGGGGGCCCCCCGCAGCAGCAGCAGCAGCAGCAGCAGCAGCAAGGGGGGCCCCCCAGCUUCAGUUCGCUGCCGCUGAGCAGCAGCAGGCGCUGCUCCUCAGACGUCGACUCCGCAGCAGACACAGCAGCAGCAGCAACAGCAGCAGCAGCAGCGCCUGCUGCAGCUGCUGCUGCGCAGCAGCAAGACGGCUCCCGAAACGCAGAAGGGCCUGCUGCAGCAGCUGCUGCAGACGGCAGCAGCAGAUCUCUUCCCGCUGCAGUUGACAAGGGCCCCAAUGAGCUCUUCCGCAGGCCAGCAGCAGCAGCAGCAGCAGCAGCAGAAGCGGGGCCGGCAGCAGCAGCCUCGGGCGCCACCGCAGAAGCAGCAGCAGCAGCAGCAGCAGCAGCAGCAGCAGGGGGAGUUGAAAUGGAAGGAUUUGUGCAGGGAGUCCAGAGCUGCCUCUCCAGACUUAUUAAAAACUUUCCUCCAGGUUAUGAACUUCAUAAUGGAUAUGGGGCCCUUUCAGUACCCUCUUAUUGGCUAGCUGAGGGCCCCUGGGGGCCCCCCCCGCUGCUGGGGGCCCCCGCAGCAAGCAGCAGCACCAGCGCGCCCGGCAGCUGGAGAGAGACUGCAGCAGCAGCACGCAGCAGCAGCAGCAGCAGCAGCAGCAGCAGCCAGCAAGCAGAGCCCGCCAGCAAGCCGGCAGGGCCAGAUGCCGACGCUGCUGCUGCUGCUGCUGCUGCUGGUGCUGGGACGGCGGGGUCUGCUGCUGCGUCGUCUGUUGCUGCUGCGGGCUGCAGCAGGGAAGCAGCAGCAGCAGCAGCAGCAGCAGCAGCAGCAGCACGAAGACAGGAGUUGGGUCUGGAUAUUGUGUUUGCUUUAGAUGCUGCGCCUUCGGAAACUUCUGCUGCUGCUGCUUCUUGCUUCUACUCUGUGGAAGCAGUUGUGGGCCGUGGGGCCCACGGCGCUGUCUUCCGGGCCAAGCGCUUCACCACCACGCAGCAGCAGCAGCAGCAGCAGCAGCAGCAGCAGCAGCAGCAGGAGUCGGCGUCAGGGUCUUCUGGCUGCGCCUCUGGCGCAGCAGCAGCAGCAGCUGCCGCCGCCGCAGCGCCGCCCCCCCUCCCCCCUGCCGCGGCCAACAGCAGCAGCAGCAGCAGCAGCAGCAGCAGCAGCAGCAGCAGCAGCAGCAGCAGCAGCGAGGAAGUGGAGGUGGAGGAGGACGAAGUGGCGCUGAAGAUAAUAGACCUGGACGGGGCGCUGCGGACGCAGUGUACAGACACCGCAGCGCGGCGCUGCUUGCUGCAGCAAAUCCGCGCAGAAGCAAAACUGCUGCAGCAGCUGCAGCACGAAAACUUGCUGCAGUGCCACGAGGCCUUCCAGUGGCCUCCUUGCUUCUUCGUGAUGGUCACUGAGUUCCUUCCGGGGGGUUCUUUGCGGCAGCUUUAUAAGUCCGCGGGGCCCCUCCCGGAGACAGUCAUUGCCGGAGUUCUCAAAGAUGUGGUGGCAGCUCUUGCGUAUUUGCAUUCUGCGGAAUUCGACGAAGACGGAAACUGCAGCAAGCAGGUGUACAUACACCGCGACGUGAAGGCCGCCAACAUUUUGCUGACGGAGUCCGGCACUGCAAAGUUGAUUGAUUUUGGCAUUUCCAAAGUCGGAGAAUGGGACUCCGAGUUCGCGGGCACUCCGCAGUGGAUGGCCCCGGAAGUGGCAGCUUUAUUUUUUCGCCGAAGUUUCCGACAAUUGGACUCCAAAGAAAAAAAUGCCAAAGAGGAAAUGGGGGCCCCCGGGGGCCCCCUAGGGGCCCCCGGGGGCCCCCUAGGGGCCCCCGGGGCCCCCGGGGGCCCCUAUGGGCCCCCCGUGGACAUUUGGUCUUUGGGCAUUACUGCCUACGAACUCGCCAUGGGCUGUUUGCCCUGGCCCAGCAAAAUAAAACUGGAAAAGCUCAUGCACAUGAUCGCCUACGGCCCGGCUCCGCGCAUAAACUUGAACGAGGGAUUUGAAAAGUCUUUUUGUUAUUUUGUGGAAAAGUGUUUGCGAAAAAACGCCAAAGAGAGGGGAACUGCUGCUGAGCUGCUGAAGCACGACUUUCUGACGAGUGAGUUUCGCUUCCGGUGUCUGACCACUUCAAAUUUUCAAAUUUGA